UGGUGUCUCAACAAGUGAUUCGCUGGAUUUUCAAUGCAAUUGUACCCACAUUAGCGGCUGUCCUCAUGCUGCUUUCGCAGGGAGAAGAACUACCACAUACAAAUGCCAAGUCAUACGCAAUCGCAUUCCCAUUACCGCGCUGAACAUCGUUUUCAUUUCUUGAACUACCGCGCAAAUCCAAAGUAACGGCUACCGGUAACUCUUGCAUUUGACAUGCAUCGCCGCUAUUUGCGCAGCUUCGUGCUGCUGCUAGCGCUGCUGGUGGCUGUAGCCUCCGCGCAGACGUCUAGCGGCUCCUCGUCCGCCUCCAUCUUCGCGAACUCGACUAUGAAUUCUUCAUCCUCCUCGUCAAGCUCCAAGAGUCAAUGCGAAAUCUGCCGAGACGGAGGUGACUGUUCCAAGGCCUACAAUGGGGCCGCCGGACAAUUCUGCAACUCAUGGCUGGACUCGUCCAACAACCGACGCGCAUGCUGCUGCCCCGCCAGCGACGUCUGCUCCUCGGACAACACGUAUGAGUGCACAUGCCAGCACAAGAACGACCGCCCGUCGUAUUGGAUCUGGAUCGGCCUUGGUGUUUUCGUCGUCGGUGGACUGAUCGGUGGCGGAAUCCUCAUGGCCAUUCGCAAGCGCCGCAUGCAGCAGCAGGGUGACUACCCACCUGAAGCUGGCGUGACGUACACGCAGCAACCAGUGUACGCACAAGGUGGCUAUGCCCAACAGGGAUACGGACCAGGCACAUACCCGCAACCGGUGUAUGCUCAAGGAGGAUACGCUCAGCCUACGUACGUCCAGCCAGGAUACGGCCAUGGCGGCUAUCGAGACGACUAUGGACGAGGCGGACGCCGUGGAAUGGGCACGGGUGGUGCUGUGGCCAUGGGCGCUGCAGGAGGUUUGCUGGGUGGUCUUCUAAUUGGAGAAGCCCUGGGUGACAUGGGCGGUGAUGGAGGUGGCGGUGGCGAGUUUGCUGGAGACUUUUAGAUCAACAUCAUGAUCAGCGAAUAACAGAAUAUAACGCACAAAAGUGCUUGUCCAGAUUUUCCAAUG
This is a messenger RNA of Phytophthora nicotianae INRA-310, 1044 nucleotides long. RefSeq lists its product as hypothetical. NCBI's taxonomy places the organism in Eukaryota, Oomycota, Peronosporomycetes, Peronosporales, Peronosporaceae. The transcript has a single exon. The record is from RefSeq and is a predicted model, not a curated record. The coding region runs from base 214 to 978 and encodes 254 amino acids.